Messenger RNA from Caenorhabditis angaria, 467 nucleotides. Lineage: Eukaryota; Metazoa; Nematoda; Chromadorea; Rhabditida; Rhabditidae. The record is from the annotation of a GenBank genome assembly.
AUGAAAUUCAUAUUCUUCCUUGUUAUUGAUAUUUUGGAAGUUUCUAAUAUUUUUUGUGAACGUGAGUUUUUCAAUUCAAACUGGAAAUCAAAUCAGCUCACUAUAGUAAUUUGUAAGUGUUUUUUUCAAAAUCUUCUUUGUACUUUAUUUCCAAAAAAAAAUUAUUUCGAACGCUUCGGCUUGUUUUAUUAAAUUAUUUUCAUGAACAAAAAAUAAUUGAAUUAGAUAUAAAACAAAGCAUAACAUUAAUUUCAGAGAAUCCAAUUGUUCCAGUUUAUAAACCACGCGAAAACCAUGAAAAAUAUGUGAAUUCGACAAACAUUUAUUCUCGUGGUGAUAGUGAUGAAUUUAUAAAAUAUAUAUUGUAUUCACAUAAAUCAGAUUUGACAUCUUCUGAAUGGAUUGACAACAGAAAGAAGGGACAAUAUCGUUGGAGAAGUUCAUCAAAUUUAACCAGUAAGGACUGA